AUGGACAGCAUUAUUAGCAUUAUUGGAAAUAUCAUUUCGUUAGGUCAAGAGAUCAAUACCCGUUUUGAGAAACAUGGAGAAGCUGUUGGGGAGCUCAAGAAACUGGAAAGAAUUCUAAGACAGCUUAAGGAAGUUUUGGAAAACAUUAAUAAGGUUGAUAAAGCUGAUAAAAUUGACAAGGAUAAAAUUGAUAAUAUCUAUAUAAUUGGCAUCAAGGAUACUCUUGUGAAAGCCCAAGAUACCUAUACGCAAUGCGCAAAAGAUCUUGGAAUAAAUGAAAAUAAAAGCAAGUUUAAAAUCUUAAAGCGGGGUAUAGGAAUAUUUAGGUCACCCUCCAUCUUGGAAAACAUUCAAAAAAUCAUUCAAGAGAUUGAGUCUGAACUUGACUUUACCAAGAAUCUUUUGAGUGUCGUACAACACGCUCAAACUUCAACAUCAGGGACCACUACGUCCACUAACACUCUAGGGUCAGAACUGAGAGGUGCUUUGGCAAAUACGAUUGAAGAAAUCGUGAAAAGACUUCAAAGUGACUGUCAGCAACUUAAAGAGAGGCUUGAUCGAUGUACCCUUCCCGUUGACUCUUCCUUCCUUGAUGAUUUGGGAAGAGACAAUCCGGAAGCAAUUGCUUUCUGGAAGCAACGCUUCAGAUCUACUGAACUCAUUGUAGCACCUUUCGAGAAUAUAUAUGUCUCCUGGGCUAGGUUUGUCCAUGAAAUUGAAACAGCCUUUUCACUAAAGAAUAUCCCGACUGCUACCAUGACUUUCAAUGAGAGUGAUGAAAUACGCAAAAACGGUAGUAGAUAUCUUAUUAAAUCAAAUGGAACGUUUUAUUUGAAAGAUAUUAGGCCACUUUGGCUUCCAGCUCUACGUGAAACAUUGGAUCCGUUGCACAAAGGCUAUGUUAAACCACACGACUUUUUGUCUUUUCUUGGUGAAAAAAAAUUAUCCGAAAAGUUAAAGCAACUCGUUCUCAAUAGUUGUGGGUACGGAUUUAUUGUAGAAUGCCGGAAAACAUCAAAUGACAUUCCGCUCCCAUCUGAAUUAGAAUGUCCUGCUCAUAAUGUUGGUUGGAUGUCUGCCUGCCAAAUCGUUUCAGUACCAUCAUUGGAAGAUCUUGGAAUAUUCUUACAAAAUGGAUUAAAUCUAGACAAUAUUAUUAAACACAUCAUCGAAUAUCCUGACAUAUGGGUGUGCGUUCGCUACCUUCAAACUGGACAAAUUGAGAAAAAACUUCUUACAAAGGAUAUACGAAUUCUCGGUGGACUCCGUAUUGGAAUUUCGAUAUCUGUCCGAUACACAUUAGAAGAUGGUUCAAAUGUUUGGAGUAGUAACUUUUCGGUUAUGGAACUUAAAGCUUGUGUUGGUGGGCGUUAUGUUGUAACAGCUAGAUCAGAUACGAAUACCAUCAUAUUUGUGACAAUGCCGCCAGUUGGUUUUGAUAAUUUUGUAAUACAGACCGAUCAACAUGAAGAUUUAAAAGACUUACCAGAGCUUGAAUAUUGCCUCCUGGGACCUUCAACAGUAUUUAGGCAAGAACCUAAAGUUGGUGAAAAAAUUCAGGUCAAAGUAGAUGAGUUAUGGCAUGAUGUUAAAGUUACCGAAGUCAACGAUAAAGAUGUGACAUUUGCGAAUUGGUCUUUUGUUGACGCAGAAGACACCGAAAGCAUUGAAGAUUCGGAAGAAGUGUUUGGUUUCGCAGAGCAAACCUUAAUAAACCUUGAAAAAGGUGAAAGCAGAAACUGGUGCCCAUGGAAAGACGACGACGGUAGAGGCAUAACAAAGUGGGACAUUAGACCUUAUCGCUGCCUCCACGUUGGUGAUCUUGUAGAAGUACCUGUGGUGUAUCCAGAUUAUAAGUAUUGCUACUAUAGCCUUGAAGACUCGCAAUUAUACCUUCCGGCUCGUAUCAUUGAAGUCGAGGGAGAGCAAUAUCUGGUUGAGUUCAACCCUGCAGUCAUUGCUUACACUUGGUGGCCUGGCCGUUCUUCAAAUCCAAGUAAAUUUCCACGUAAACCAGGAGAUAAAGAAACUGUCAACAAUCCAUUUGAUGGCACGCGAGUAUUGGUAAACAUGGAUCGGGUUCGCCCUUACUGUGGAGCAGACUCGCACCCUGUUCUGGGUAUAUCGUCGAUGAGGCCACAUAGCUGGUCAGUAUUUCAAGGAAUCCAAUUUACGGACCUACAACAAUUUAGCGAAGACAUUUUGUGGAAGCAAUAA
Messenger RNA from Cetraspora pellucida, 2217 nucleotides. NCBI's taxonomy places the organism in Eukaryota, Fungi, Glomeromycota, Glomeromycetes, Diversisporales, Gigasporaceae. The record is from the annotation of a GenBank genome assembly.